Dendroctonus ponderosae (mountain pine beetle) is the source of this 646-nucleotide messenger RNA. Its product is annotated as ubiquitin-conjugating enzyme E2 T. The transcript is spliced from 3 exons. Lineage: Eukaryota; Metazoa; Arthropoda; Insecta; Coleoptera; Curculionidae. The record is from RefSeq and is a predicted model, not a curated record. Bases 58 to 534 code for a protein of 158 amino acids.
UGUUUGGAAAAUCACUGUCACAGGGUUCAGUUGAGUUCAAAAAAUUUACAAAAAAACAUGAUCAAACAUGUUCGUUUGGGCCGAGAACUGGCAAAAUUGGCCACUUCAGAUUCGAAGGACAUUUGCGUUUUCCCCAAGGAUGACAAAUUGGAUGUACUGGAGGCGCAAAUAGUUGGCCCGGAAAAAUCCCCCUACCAAGGCGGUAUUUUCAAGCUGGAAGUCAUUGUGCCUGACGCCUACCCUAUUAUGCCGCCCUCCAUCAAGUUCUUAACUAAAGUUUACCAUCCAAACAUUGAUGACAGUGGACGAAUCUGUUUGGACUUGAUCAAAAUGCCUCCCAAAGGAAACUGGAGGCCCACAAUUGGCAUUGAGGCUCUGCUCAUUGCUGUUCGCAUGCUACUGGAAAGCCCUAACCCCGAGGAUCCUCUUAUGGCUGAUAUUGCCGAAGAAUAUCAAAGGAACAACUCAAGUUUUUUAAGGAAAGCCAAGGAUUAUACAAAGAAGUAUGCCUGUGCAGUUAAGCAGCAGCGUUAGUAUUUCUAGGAUAUUUAGCUGGACGUUGGUUGGGAUUGACGAAAAAACAUGAAAAUGUUUUUGAAAAUGAACUAAACAAAAUCAUGUUUAGGUAACACUAAAAUUUGCAUUG